AUGGCGUCGUUCACGAUGCGCCCGUCGACGUCGACCUCGCGAGGCGUCGCGUCGACGAACGACGGGCGGCGACGCCUCGCUCGCGCGCGCGCGGCGCUCGCGUCGCGCGUCGUCGUCCGAGGCACUCGAACGGGCUCGACGGACCCGACGCCCACGCCUGCGCGCGCCGUGGUCCGUCGCGCGUCCGCGUCGAGCGCGCGCGAUGACGCGUCGUCGUCGGCGGCGUCACCGAUCGGGAGCUCGCCGUUGGAGCGCGCGGAGGCGAUCGCGCGGGCGUGGUUGACGCGGCGCGCGCGCGGGUGGACGCCGCCAAAGUUUUUGUGGCGCGCCACGGCGACGGCGUUGUUGUUCGGAAGCGUGCUGUAUCGGUUGGUGCGGGAGCCGAAACGGGUGAAUUGGGAGCAGACGUUACAGCAAAUCGCGCGCGUCGGGCCGCAGACCCUGGGGGUGUCGCUUCUCACGAGCUCAUUCGUCGGGAUGGUUUUUACGAUUCAGUUUUGUAAGGAGUUCGCAAAGGUUGGGUUGAAGAACGCUAUCGGGGGAUUGCUCGGUCUGGCGUUCGCGCGAGAGCUCACGCCGGUGAUUUGUGCGAUCGUUCUCACGGGGCGCAUCGGGAGCUCGAUCGCGGCGGAGCUCGGGACGAUGCAGGUGACGGAGCAGGUGGACCAGCUCACGGUGCUCGGGACGGAUCCGGUGGAUUAUCUCGUGAUACCGCGCGUGAUCGCGUGUUCGAUCUCGCUCCCGAUCCUGAGCGUGCUGUCGUUCGCGCAAUCCCUCGGGGCGUCCAUCCUACUCGCGGAUUUGCGCUACGGGGUGUCGCCAAACGUCAUCAUCGACAGCGUGGCCAAGUACGUGGAGCCGAGCGACAUCGGUGUCAUGGCGGCGAAGUCCAUCGCCUUCGGCGCCGUCAUCGCCGCCAUCUCGUGCGGAUGGGGAACGACGACGACCGGUGGGGCCAAGGGCGUGGGCGAGAGCACGACGGCGAGCGUCGUCAUCAGUCUCACCGCCAUCUUUGUCGUCGAUUUCGUCCUGUCGCUCGUCUUCUUCCAAAAGUAG
This is a messenger RNA of Ostreococcus tauri, 1056 nucleotides long. RefSeq names its product Permease domain. Lineage: Eukaryota; Viridiplantae; Chlorophyta; Mamiellophyceae; Mamiellales; Bathycoccaceae. The record is from RefSeq and is a predicted model, not a curated record. Gene Ontology annotation, biological process: phospholipid transport. The transcript has a single exon. The coding region runs from base 1 to 1056 and encodes 351 amino acids. Gene Ontology annotation, cellular component: ATP-binding cassette (ABC) transporter complex.